Molecule: messenger RNA, 598 nt
Organism: Microstroma glucosiphilum
Lineage: Eukaryota; Fungi; Basidiomycota; Exobasidiomycetes; Microstromatales; Microstromataceae
Exons: 2
Coding region: 235-549 (104 amino acids)
Source: RefSeq, a predicted model, not a curated record
UGCUCGCUUUGAUCAAUUGUUCACUUGAUCAUCCUUGCUCUGCUCUUGCAAUCCUACGUCGUUCUCCCUACAUAUCUUUCGAUUCACCUUUUGCCUUGAUUGGCUCCGCUACGCAAAUUACUGCAACUGGAUUCACCCUUGUUCAAUCUUACCCUCGGUCAACUUUUACUCUUUACCCCUUUUCUUCAACUGGCAAACAGACGUCAAGGAUAUCGGUGAGUAAGACGAAGAAUAAUGCUCUCAUCCACUGAAGCAGAGAAGAAAGAAAAUCUGACCCAGCCUCUCUGCCUCCCUUUUCAACAGGUUACGUCCUCAACUACGACUACCCAACCAACACUGAAGACUACGUUCACCAGAUCGGUCGAACAGCCCGAGCCGGCGCCGUGGGUACUGCCAUUACCUUCUUCACCACUGGCGACGCAGGCAAGGCCCGUGAGCUCCUCUCCAUCCUCCGCGAGGCCAACCAGCCCAUUCCUCCCGAGCUCGAGGAGAUGGCUCCUUACGGCGGCCGUGGUGGUCGUUGGUAAGCGCUUCCUAGCGCAGCGCUAGUGGGCGUAGCACAGUCGAGCUCGCCUACAUUAGAGGGAAACGACUCGCU